GGAUGACAGAAUGUGGCAAAUAUACCGUGUGCAUCCGCGACUGGAAAAUCCUAACACAGCAUCAGAGACCUAGAAUCUAGCUAGAUUUUUUAGGUCUCUGAUAGCACAUAGAUCUACAGGAAAUUUUUCUCUUCUGUUCACUGUUCCCAAACCUGCCGACUUGGCUACCAGACCAGACCAGUUCGCGACGUUUUCUCAGAACAUAGCUCUGACGCAUCGACUUUUUCAAACCUGCACGCUUGCACUACGGGUAGACCUUCGUCUUGACUGUGCGUUUCUUCUGAUCUAGAUCUAGAUCUAGCUAGAGUCCACGCGAGGAGAGACACCGCUUGUGUUUUGUUGUAAGAGUUCCAAAGAUGACCUCCAGGAGGAAGCCUUGUUUUGACCUGCUUCUGCUGGGUAAGACAGGCCAUGGCAAGUCGGCGACUGGCAACUCAAUUCUGGGGUGGAAGGCGUUCAAAUCCUCUUCCUCCACGUCCUCGGUGACCUAUGACGUCAAAGUGGCUCGGGCAGAGCGAAGAAUUUGCUCCGUUAUGGUCGUGGACGGCCCAGGGACAGGGGAGACCCGACUGAACGUGGAGCAGGCUGUGGAGAAAUCGGUCAAGGACUUGUCCAAGGCGAUGAGCAUGAGCUCUGGCGGAUUUUACGCCUUCAUUCUUGUUUACAGAUUCGGCAUUCGGUUCACGAGAGAAGAGCAGGACGCUUUAAACUUCCUGAAAGGCAUGCUGGGUGAUGACGUGUUCCGGAAGUUCGGCGUGUGUGUCAUGACGUGUGGGGACAGCUUUCUAGACGCCAUGGAGGAGGAAGGCACCCCGUACAUGAAGCCUCUUGAUUGGUGUAAAAGUCAAGACAACAAAUUUGCCGAUUUCAUCGAGGAAUGCGGCGGACGUGUCGUGUUGUUCAACAACCGAUCGAGAGAUCAAAACACAAAACGUAAACAGGUGGCACAGCUGUUGCGUGUUGUGCAGACACUCCCUAACAACGGCGCGCGCUACACCAACGUCCAGUUUGUCCUGAUGGAAGGCGAGCGAAGAAAGUUGAUUCUGAAAGCAAAACUGCCCCAGCUGGAAGAAAAUAUUAAAACAGAAUGCGGCCUUCUGGCGCAAUCCUUAGAGGGAAUCAGAAUGGACCAGGCGGAUGCCUCGCGGAAGGUGGAGCAUCUGAAGAUGAAAGCGAACCAGCUGAAAAUGGAAAUCUAUCUGAGGGAUGAGGGAACUGGGGUUGUUGAACCUCUCAAGUCAGUGGUAGAGUCAUUUUUGCACCGCGCAGAAAAGUUUGAGAUGGCCCGAGUAGAAAAAGAGCUAGAAAAACGUGCAGAGGAACAAUGGAGAUUGGAAAAGGAGCUAGAAGAGAGCAGGAGGGAGUUUGAACGCCGUCGUGCUGAAGCCCAGAGACAGGAGGAAGAAAGUGAAAGUUUUUGUCUUAUUAGUUAGUCUGAUUUUUGGAAGAUGA
Aplysia californica (California sea hare) is the source of this 1452-nucleotide messenger RNA. Its product is annotated as immune-associated nucleotide-binding protein 9. Gene Ontology annotation, molecular function: GTP binding. The transcript has 2 exons. The coding region runs from base 357 to 1433 and encodes 358 amino acids. The record is from RefSeq and is a predicted model, not a curated record. NCBI's taxonomy places the organism in Eukaryota, Metazoa, Mollusca, Gastropoda, Aplysiida, Aplysiidae.